AUGGUCUGGCUUUUAGGAGACUCAGGAUAUCCCCAACGACCAUGGUUAAUGACGCCAAUUUUAGAUGCUACCUCUGGCUCAAUCAAUAGUGUUUAUAAUGAAAAACAUAUGAGAGCUAGGGUAGUCAUCGAGAAUACUUUCUCCAGAAUGAAAAAUCGGUGGCGCUGUUUGCACAAAGAUAGAGUCCUCCAUUACAGGCCACUGAAAUGCUCUAAAAUUAUUUUAGCAUGCUCAGUGCUACAUAAUUUAAUGAUUGAUUUUGGGAUUGAGGCCCUAGAUGAAGAUAUGGGUCUGGAUGAAAACAUCAAUGAAGAUACAGAAGGAAGUUAUAUAGAAGAAGAAGCCACUUCCGAUUUGAUUAGAGGAAGAAUAUUGAGAGAUCAGUUAGUGAGACGGUUGCAAUAA
Arctia plantaginis is the source of this 405-nucleotide messenger RNA. The record is from the annotation of a GenBank genome assembly. Lineage: Eukaryota; Metazoa; Arthropoda; Insecta; Lepidoptera; Erebidae.